AUGGGAAUUUGGGACGCAUUUCAAGUUUACAAUAGGAGCAAACAUUCAAGCAACCCCGAUAAGUCUGGGGCUAGCCACUCCAACAUGAGUGAGGGAAAUACUACAUAUUUAUAUUCACAUGAAGUCAGCGAACAUUCAAAGAAGAAGAAGCUAACGGACGACCAAUUGAUAGCUGCAGGUCAAGACAGAAAGUCGUCCGUAUCUUCCGAUACUUCUGACGAUAACAACAUGAUGGUUAUGGGCAGCGAUGGAAACCCCCAUAUGGUAGACGUCUCAAAGUUAUCUCAAAACGAGUUCAAACGAUUGUAUGAAGGUAUGAGAAAGGGAGAACCAGAUAACAGGGUUAAUUUUUAA
Messenger RNA from Torulaspora delbrueckii, 354 nucleotides. It is a transcript of the gene SPG4, whose product is annotated as Spg4p. The transcript has a single exon. The coding region runs from base 1 to 354 and encodes 117 amino acids. The record is from RefSeq and is a predicted model, not a curated record. NCBI's taxonomy places the organism in Eukaryota, Fungi, Ascomycota, Saccharomycetes, Saccharomycetales, Saccharomycetaceae.